Abrus precatorius (Indian licorice) is the source of this 797-nucleotide messenger RNA. Its product is annotated as peroxiredoxin-2F, mitochondrial-like. Gene Ontology annotation, biological process: hydrogen peroxide catabolic process; cellular response to oxidative stress; cell redox homeostasis. The transcript has 5 exons. NCBI's taxonomy places the organism in Eukaryota, Viridiplantae, Streptophyta, Magnoliopsida, Fabales, Fabaceae. Gene Ontology annotation, cellular component: cytoplasm; mitochondrion. The coding region runs from base 31 to 624 and encodes 197 amino acids. Gene Ontology annotation, molecular function: thioredoxin peroxidase activity. The record is from RefSeq and is a predicted model, not a curated record.
CACAGUUCAGUCAUCGUAACAAACCUUGUGAUGGCAUCGGCUAUGGUGAAUCGAGGUGGUUCUUCAGUCAUCAAGAAAGUGUCAGCAGCUCUUAGGAUCAGGUCUUACGCAAAGGUUGCAACUGGGUCUGACAUACUCUCUGCCGCACCCAAUGUUUCUCUCCAGAAAGCUCGUACCUGGGAUGAGGGUCUUGCUUCCAAGUUCUCCACCACUCCUCUCAAAGACAUCUUCAAGGACAAGAAAGUUGUCAUCUUUGGGCUCCCAGGUGCAUAUACAGGAGUUUGUUCAAACAAACAUGUUCCACCUUACAAGGAUAAUAUUGAUAAGUUUAAGGCUAAGGGAAUCGAUUCUGUUAUUUGUGUGGCUAUUAAUGAUCCAUAUACUAUGAAUGCUUGGGCUGAGAAGCUUCAAGCAAGAGAUGCUAUUGAGUUUUAUGGGGACUUUGACGGGAGCUUUCACAAAAGCUUGGAAUUAGUCACUGAUCUGUCUGGUGCAUUGCUUGGAAUUCGAUCUGAAAGAUGGUCAGCUUAUGUUGUAGAUGGAAAGAUUAAGGCUCUUAAUGUUGAAGAAGCUCCAUCUGAUGUCAAGGUUUCUGGUGCAGACACCAUUUUGGGACAGAUUUGAAGUUUCUGUUGUUUUGUAUUUAUGUAGGUUGUAAGUCUUUAAUAAAAUGUACCUAAUGCUCCCACCUGAUCCAAUGUUGUGAGUUGAAUUUUGGACUUGUUAUUCUUGUUGUCACUGCUCCCUAUUCCCUGAAUGCAAGGUUAUAUGGUGAAAUAAGUUUCAAGCAUUCAUUU